Messenger RNA from Aphanomyces astaci, 1292 nucleotides. RefSeq lists its product as hypothetical. Bases 35 to 1204 code for a protein of 389 amino acids. The record is from RefSeq and is a predicted model, not a curated record. The transcript has a single exon. NCBI's taxonomy places the organism in Eukaryota, Oomycota, Saprolegniomycetes, Saprolegniales, Verrucalvaceae.
CUCUCUUGGCCAACUUGGCAAUCGAACCAUCAACAUGUCAGCUACUAUGAUGGGUAGUCGACGCCCUGUGGUGACCGUCAAAGCGAUUCGCAAUGCCUUGACGGUGUUUGCCAUCGUGUACGUGGUCAUUCGAGGUCUGGCAUCCUCCCCUUCAUCGUCCAACUCGUUCGUUCUGGGCGCCAUCAACCCGCCACUGCUGUCGCCACAAGAUCAGGCCUUUGUCGUGCAGUGCCGCACAUUUUACGAGCAAUCUGCUCUUCGCCGAAGCCACUGCGACGACCCCCCCGCGAGUUUGUGUCAAAACGUGUGCUCGUCCCUUUCAAGCAACCUCACGUACUAUUCCACGCAGUUGUGGCCGUCGUCGCUCCUUGCCGCGUGUGACGCCACCUGUGCGACGCACCAAAGCCAGCUUUGCAACGGGGGCAUCACGUACAUGGAACUCUGCGACGCCACCGCUCGUUCCCGUCUGCAAGCCGCCGUGGAGGACAACGUGCACGUGACAAUCCAAGACGACCGCAGCGGCCCAUCGUUCUUUGCGCUUCUCGUGCUCAUCUUCGUGGCGGCAUCGGAUAUCCUCGUAUCGGUGGCCGAGUACAAGGACAAAUACCUCAAAGCUCCCCCUGCAGACGAAGAGGCAGAACUGUAUGAUGCAUCGCAGCUGGACUCGUCUGCCGCGCUCCUCACCCAAGCUCUGCGUGCGGCGGAGCAGCCCGAGCACUUGGUCACCGUGGCGAAAACCUGUUUUGAAGUCCGAUGCUUGUUGUUUGACAACUCGUGCGAUCAAGCCCUCCAGAUCAUCGUGGUGUUUCAACUGGUGAGUUUCCUAUGGAAUGCUCGUGGCCGAACCGUUCAGUGGCUACCGUCGAUCAUUCGAAUGAGCACUUCUCCAGGCCAACACGGACAGACUGUAUCGACGACGUCGUCGCUGCCACCGGAAACAGAAGGGGAGUUCCAGCAAGCACCGUUGCCACGUACAGCGUCUUCAACCUCCCAAGAGUUUUCCAAAGCGCAAUCGUUGGCAGCAUUUACCCAAAACGACGCUGCUGCUGCUGCGAAAUCGACGACUCGAACAGGUUCGCGCGAAGGCGGGCAACAACCAGCUACCUCCGUGGCGGUGGCGGCGACCGCCCCCUCGGUUGCGAUGACAACCAAUCAACCUCCCCCCUCGGCAUUUGGAAAGCUGACUCGACUGAUGGGCAAGUGAAUAAAACAACGUUGAAUGCACUGCACGCUACCGUAAUAUAUGCAAAAUACGUUUGAAAAGUAAUCGUAUAUGUUAUGAUACUACCGGU